Messenger RNA from Macrobrachium nipponense, 847 nucleotides. RefSeq lists its product as uncharacterized. The transcript has 4 exons. Lineage: Eukaryota; Metazoa; Arthropoda; Malacostraca; Decapoda; Palaemonidae. The record is from RefSeq and is a predicted model, not a curated record. The coding region runs from base 269 to 655 and encodes 128 amino acids.
AUUGAGAGUGAAAAGAAGUAAUAUUCUAUAUACGACUGGCUCUUAUGCGUGAUACUCCAGCUUACGGAAACCCUGGCGGAGCCACUCAAACAUUGAAGUUGAAAGAACGAUGAUGCAUGUACAUUUUCCGAUAUAUAACGUCAGAUAUACAUCUCUCUUUCUUCUUUUGAUAAAUUCUUGGUACAGCAUAAACAGAGAGAGAGCUACCUGCGGUGAUUUACGUCAUUUGAUGAUUUAACACUGCGGAUUUUCCUUAUGGUCUUACAUUAUGGUACUGGUGGGCGGUGGCAACAUCACGCACAGGGCGAUCCAGACGUGCUUCUAUAAAUGGCAACGCAGAUUCAACACAUCAGUGUUUCCAUUUAGCAACAUGGACAGCAAGCGUACUGCCGUCGUCCUUGCAUUCUGUCUCCUUAUCCUGGGGACUCUGACUGCAAGUGACCCCGAUCCUAAGAGACAUGGCAGACUACAUUCUUCAAGUAGCAGUGGUUUUGGGAUAAGAUUAAAAAUGAACAAAAUGCUGAAGUCUGCCCAGAAACAACUGCCGAAACUGCGCUCCGGGAAGAAGAGAUACUUGAACGCAGGAAACAAGAUUGAACUGGAACUAAUAUUACCGAUAUUAUCAGCAAUCACCCUGUUUGCACUGACUCACUAAGCUACCAGACAGAGGCGAAGAUAUAAGGAAAUCUCUUGGGACUCAAUCUGCUGGAUUCUCAGAGUAGUAUGUACCGUGAUGUUAAAAGAUUUACAGUCAUCAAAAAAUGGGUAAAUGACAAAAGGAUGUGAAAGUUUUCCAUUAAUAUAAUCUUGCAUUAGCCAAUCUCUCUUAUAAACAGACCCAGCCAAA